GUACAUACGCCAAUUCUUGAGCCAAGGUCAAGUGAUGCUUACGUCACCUGCAGACCUCGACGGCUUGUUUACCAUUUACGCUGUGCGGUAUUGCUUGUGUUUUUGUUAAUUCGAAAAGGUCGUACAAGUGAUUGAAGAGUUGGAAAUUCGUUUUUUACUUAGUUCUACGUUUUAAAAACUAUUAUUUGUGUGUAUUGUAUAUGUGGAGAAUAGUGAACAAAGACAAUAUUAUUGUUUAAGGCAAAAUAAUCUUGUGAGACUUUCAAGGGUAGGUAAAAAUGUUUUGUUAUAUUAAAGCUGGAUUUAAAUAGCAAAAUAAAAAUUAAAAUCCAAGUCAGUUACUGGCUGAAAGAAAACCAGCUGAGCAGAAAUGACAAUUUAAUUGGCUUAUUUAAAUUUCUAUUCUUUAUACACCACAAUAAAAAAUUAAAAAAAUGGGCGAAUCAUAACAGCGUUUUUGGUCGGUUGGUUUGCAUUUGUCCAGCAACUAAUCUAGAUUUUUAUUUUACUUUUUUUUGCUAAAUGAAACUUUGUUUGUUUGAUUUUAGUGCAUGUAGUAUAUGUCCAAAAAUCAAAAUGCCUGGUACACGUUGUGCUGUGUAUGGUUGUGGUAAUACCUAUAAAACAAGGCAGCAAGAACAUGAAUAUUUUAUAUUUCAUCGGUUUCCCAAAGCUAAAGAUCUUGUUUCCCAAACUAUGAGAAAAGAAUGGAUAUUACGAUGCAAACGGGAAGAUAAAUUUAACCCUGAUACUAGCUACAUCUGCUCAGUUCAUUUCACAGAAAAGGAUUAUGAAAGAGACUUACAGAAUGAAUUAUUAGGUUUACCACUACGAAAAAUAUUGAAAAAAACCGCAGUUCCUACUUUGGGAUUGUAUUCAAAAAAAUCAACAAGUGAAGCUAGUAGUUCAAGCAUCAGUUCCAGAGAAGAAAGACUGGUAUCUUAGGGUCAGGUGUCAACACUGAUGAAAAAGUACUGGAAGAGUACAUCGCCCCAAAUGUUUUGAAAACUGCGAAUGUUGCCAGUGAAGCUGAGCAGUCCUUUGAUAUUAACGAAACGCAAGGCAGUUCUUCUUUUUCAUCAGUUUCAUCUGAUUUAUCCUCAUGCUCAGAUUAUCAUCAAAAUUCACAGGAAACGACUAAUGAUGCUCUAGACUAUAUUGCUGGUUAUCUUGCUAAAAAAUACAAAAAUAUUUUUCCAAGUCUGGGUGAUUUUACAUACGAAAUGACACAAGAACACUCGUAUGUACUUAGUAUUCCUUCUUGGAUUCAACAACUGUCGUACGGUGGUCUCACUAAGCCAUCAGAAGAAUUUUUAAAAAAAGUUAAAACUUGGAACACUUAUUUUGAAAGCCAUCAUGGAGAAUCGUUCAGAAAAGGGCCAGGUGUUGUUUUUAAUUUAGCAAAGAAAAUCUUUAAAAAAGAUUCGAACUAUCCAUUUAAAAUAAUUAAGGCUUUUUGUAAAUUAAGGACUAUAAUCAGAAUAAAUUUUAGAAAUCUAAAAGCUAAAUUUGAAAGCACGAAUUUGAAGAGAAAGUCUGUAAAAGGGGAUGAAGAUGACGGCAGAAAAACUGGAAAAAAAUGUUCAAAAUUACUCAUUGACAGAUUUCUACCUAUCUCUUUAUUUUAUAUAUAUCUGAUAUUUUAUUAUUUUUCUUAAAUUUAAUAAUUUAGAUUAUUAUUAGAAAUAUUUUUCAUAAAUCAGUUUAAAUCAUUUCAUUUGUUUUUACUUUUUAAUUUUUAGUUUAAAGUUUGUUAAUGGCUUCUGUUUUACUAAUUAUAAAAUACAGAUCAUUUUAAAAAAUAAUUCAUUUUCCUUAAUUUCUUUUCUUCAUUGUAUACCUAUUAUAAAUGGAAUUUAAAAUUAACUGAAUAAUUGGAAAUUGGAUUUUAAAUUAAUAUUAAUUCAUAAUAAUGAAUAAAACUUAAAAAAA
This is a messenger RNA of Diorhabda sublineata, 1932 nucleotides long. Its product is annotated as THAP domain-containing protein 1-like. The transcript has 2 exons. The record is from RefSeq and is a predicted model, not a curated record. Bases 523 to 945 code for a protein of 140 amino acids. Lineage: Eukaryota; Metazoa; Arthropoda; Insecta; Coleoptera; Chrysomelidae.